AUGCGGACCCAGCACAGUGCCGAUGAGGUGGGCAUCCGGCUGACCGGAGGGGGCUGCAGUAGCAGCAGCAGUAGUGGGGGGAGCUCAGGGCAAUCUCCUGGCUCUGACUCAGACUGCAGCCCUGCUCUAGGGCUGGCUGGAGGGGUAAGGGCAGUGCGAGGGGUCAUGUCCCACUACUGGAGUCUGGAGAGCUUACAUUCCACCAAUGCUCUGGUGAUAUCUGACGGGGCACCAGACAAGGCUGGCCUUGGGGACGAAGUGGGCAGCGAGGACGACCUUUACAACGAGUUCCGCAGCUCCGCAAACCGCUUCGGCCACCCUGGAGGAGGAGGAGGAGAACAGCUAGCCAUAAAUGAGCUGAUCAGUGAUGGCAGCGUCUGUGCUGAGGCCCUGUGGGACCACGUCACUAUGGAUGACCAGGAGCUGGGCUUUAAGGCCGGUGACGUCAUUGAAGUAGUGGAUGCCACCAACAAAGAGUGGUGGUGGGGCCGGGUACUAGACAGCGAAGGCUGGUUCCCCGCCAGCUUUGUUCGGUUACGUGUGAACCAGGAUGAGCCAAUGGAAGAAGAGUAUUUAGCUCAGCUGGAGGGGGCCCCCGAGGGUGGAGGGGCCAGCGUUGGGCGCCCUCUGGGUCCAGGUCUACCCUGCAAAGAGCAGAUGAGGGCCAACGUCAUAAACGAGAUCAUGAGCACGGAGAGGGACUACAUCAAACACCUGAAGGACAUCUGUGAGGGCUAUAUCAAACAGUGCCGCAAGAGGACAGACAUGUUUACAGAAGAAGAACUGCGCACCAUUUUUGGUAACAUUGAUGAGCUCUAUCGCUUCCAGAAGAAGUUCCUCAAAGGCUUGGAAAAAAAAUAUAACAAAGAUGAACCACACCUCAGUGAGAUUGGCUCCUGCUUCUUAGAACAUCAAACAGACUUCCAGAUCUAUUCUGAGUACUGCAACAACCAUCCCAACGCCUGCCUACAGCUUUCUAAACUGAUGAAGAUUAAGAAGUACGUGUUCUUCUUUGAGGCCUGUCGUUUGCUCCAGAGGAUGAUUGACAUCUCACUUGAUGGCUUCUUGCUAACCCCCGUUCAGAAGAUCUGCAAGUAUCCCCUACAGCUGGCCGAACUCCUAAAGUACACCAACCCUCAGCACAGGGAUUACAAAGAUGUGGAAGCUGCCUUAAAUGCGAUGAAGAACGUGGCCAGGCUUAUAAAUGAGAGGAAACGGCGCCUGGAGAACAUUGAUAAGAUUGCCCAGUGGCAGAGCUCCAUCGAAGAUUGGGAGGGUGAGGACGUUCUCAGCAAGAGCUCAGAACUGAUCUUCUCAGGAGACCUGACAAAGAUCUCCCAGCCUCAGGCCAAAGGCCAGCAACGCACAUUCUUCCUCUUUGAUCACCAGUUGGUCUUCUGCAAGAAGGAUUUGUUGCGAAGGGACAUACUGUAUUACAAGGGUCGACUGGAUAUGGAUCAUAUGGAGGUGGUUGACGUGGAGGAUGGGAGAGACAAGGACUUGAACGUUAGUGUGAAGAAUGCAUUGAAGCUGUGCUCUCCAGGAGGAGAGGAGAUCCAUUUGCUGUGUGCCAAGAAGCCAGAGCAAAAACAACGCUGGCUGCGUGCCUUCGCAGAUGAACGAGGGCAAGUGCAGCAGGACCGUGAGACAGGUUUCACCAUCACAGAAGUCCAAAAGAAGCAGGCUAUGUUGAAUGCAUCCAAAAGCCAUCCAGCGGGAAAGCCAAAAGCAGUGACCAGGCCCUAUUACGACUUCUUGCUGCGUCAGAAGCACCCAACCCUGCCCACCGCCCUGCCCCAGCAGCAGGUCAUCAUGCUGGCCGAACCCAAACGCAAGACCUCCAACUUUUGGCACAACAUUGGACGGCUGACACCCUUCAAAAAAUAA
Molecule: messenger RNA, 1887 nt
Organism: Chanos chanos (milkfish)
Lineage: Eukaryota; Metazoa; Chordata; Actinopteri; Gonorynchiformes; Chanidae
Gene: arhgef4
Product: Rho guanine nucleotide exchange factor (GEF) 4
Exons: 11
Coding region: 1-1887 (628 amino acids)
Biological process (GO): intracellular signal transduction
Molecular function (GO): guanyl-nucleotide exchange factor activity; protein binding
Source: RefSeq, a predicted model, not a curated record